AUGUAUUACUCGGAGACGGCCGAGACGACCUGGGCAUCACUUGACUUCCUCGCCCAGUUGCCUGCGUUUGAUCCCUCACACGCUGCUCCUGCUCCAGCUAAUAAUCCUCUAGGAAAUGACCCACUUGGAAAUAAUAAUGAUGAAGCCCUUCAGCAUACCCCUCCUGGUACACCUUCGGCGCCAUCCUUUACGCAAGUCUCGUCCAGCAAUGCAACUUCCUCUUCUUUUGCCGAAAAUGACACAUUUGAGUCAGGAGGUACCAUGUCCAGCGGGUCCUUCUCCAACAACGGGUCUUCUAAUUCUUCGGCAGAUAGUUCUCCGUCAACAGGGCCUCCACCUCUCCCCAUGCCUCGGCGGUCUACUCGCUCGAACAUCGGCCAGUCGCCUCUCCAUCUACAGGACUAUGACUAUGUAGGCUAUUCGGCAGGCGAUGGUAUUCCUAGUCCAUCUCACUAUCUGUUUUGCUAA
This is a messenger RNA of Linum trigynum, 468 nucleotides long. The record is from the annotation of a GenBank genome assembly. NCBI's taxonomy places the organism in Eukaryota, Viridiplantae, Streptophyta, Magnoliopsida, Malpighiales, Linaceae.